Molecule: messenger RNA, 2276 nt
Organism: Phoenix dactylifera (date palm)
Lineage: Eukaryota; Viridiplantae; Streptophyta; Magnoliopsida; Arecales; Arecaceae
Source: RefSeq, a predicted model, not a curated record
GUCGAUAUGGUGCCGCUGAGUUCGCUGAGCUGUUCUUCCUUCGAAGAGUCCCGAACCCCAAUCAAAAUCAUCGGUCAUCCGCUAGGUUUCUCGAUUCUCUCGUCUCUCCGCCUCCACCGCGUCCCAGGCUCGUCCCUCAUCGCCGGUCGCCGGUCGCCGGUCGCCGGUCGCCGGUCGCGGGUCGCCGGUCGCCGGUCGCUGGUUGCUGGUCCAAACAAGGCGGAGGCGAGCCUCCUCUCGUCGGCCGACUGCGGUUCGAUCGAGGUACAACGAUCUCUCUCCCCCCUCUCUCAUCUCUUCGUUGUCGUUUGGGCCUAUUGCUGUUUUUCUAUUGCUCCAUCACUGUGAUGUCUAAUGGCUGAGUGCGGUUCCAUCACCGUGAUUGGCCCAUUCCGGCCAGCCUCCCGCUAAGCCCUUCUCUGUAGCGGCUGAACGCCACCUCCACCGCCUGCCCCGUCGCUGCCACCACCUCCUUGGGCGGCACCGGUGGCAGCAUCACCUUCUUCUUGCCGCCGCCGGGCUUCCUGGACCGCCGCUGCUCCGCCUUCUUCCAAGCGCCGCUCCGCUUCCCCGCUGUGAGCCGGACUAGGGUUUCUUGGUCAAUGUCGGCCGAGAAGCCUCCCAUGGAACUCGGCAAGGGCGCCGUCAAUCUCGACAAGGCCGGCUUCCUAGACGUCAGAGCUACUUCUUACGAGCUAGAGCAACUGAGGAGGCGCCCAUAUGCGCUAACUGGAGAAGUGAAUUUCAUUCAGGAAGAGGAUACUCGAUUGGAAACCACACGUGCAAGAUUAGCAAAUGUUCUUAGAAGGCAUGAGGAGUUAAAGGAGCGUCUCUCAAGGGACUCUGAUAAGAUGAUUUUUGAGCGUUUGCAAAAAGAAUUUGAAGCUGCACGAGCUGCUCAAACUGAAGAGAUAUCUUUGGAUGGUGAGCAAUGGAAUGAAGGAUUACUAGCGACAAUCCGUGAGAGGGUUCACAUGGAAGCUGAUAGAAAGGCAAUGUCAAGCCAAACAAGCAUUCCUCCUGAUACCCACUUUCAUGCAAAAACUACUUACAGAAUAAAAAAUAAGCAGGUAAUCUGUUGUCUGGAGGGUGCAAGGAUUGGCAUACAGUAUGAGACAUCUUUUGCUGGAGAACCUUGUGAGAUUUAUCAUUGCGUUCUUGAAAGCAAAUCAUUUCUUGAAAAAAUGACUGUAAUCGAACAUACAGUUCCUUUCUUUCUUCCAAUUCGUGAAGCAGAAAAUGACCUUCUCUCUUCUAGUGCAAUUAAAUUUAUCGACCAUGUUGGAGAACUUUUGCAAUCUUAUGUGGACAGGAGAGAGCAGGUACGCCUUAUCAAGGAACUGUAUGGAAACCAAAUUGGGGAGCUAUUCCAUAGUCUUGCUUACAAUUGGAUCGAAUUUGUAUUGGAAGACUUUGAUUGCAAGGUGACUGUCAGUCUAAGAUAUGCAGAUCUUGUUUCAGUAUUGCCAAGCCGAAUAAGGGUUCUGGCAUGGCCUGUCCAUCCCUUAAAAAAAAUUCUUGUGGGAGAUAGAAAAGGCAGUGGGGCAGCAUUAGCUCAAUCUAUUCCAUCUCGUCUUUCAUAUGCCGAGGAUGCAUUAAGAACUAUGAGCCUGCCAGAAGCAUAUGCUGAGAUUGUGUUGAACAUGCCUCGAGUUCUGCAACAAAUGUUCCCGCAGCUGGGAGGUGCAUAGGGUCAUUCAAGCACAUUCCAAAAAUGACCACUGAAACAAAGCUUCAAGCUUGCCGAUCUUUGCUGAGAUAUGGUUCUUAUUCUUGAUGGCCAAUAUCAUUGAUAUAAUUUGAGGCAUUGUCAGAGAACAUGCAUUAGCCCAUUGCACUGGAACUUGAAUGUGCUGAUCAUGGAGACUGGAAAGAUGUUUUUCCUUGGCUUCAUUUUUUGGUCACUGACUCGCACAUGUACUUGCCAAGAAGUCAAGAUAUUGCUGAUGGCAAUAUACUUCAAAGUUCUAAUAAAAAUCUUGUUGAUCCAAAAUUAAUGAACAUUUUGGUGAUCCCAUAACUCAUUCUGGUUGUUCCGUGUUGAUGAUUUUCUCCUUCAGAGAUGCUCCCUUCAUUAAGGAUAUGCAUGUAGGUGAUAAUCUAGUUUCUUGUUUUUGUUGUGUUGUGAUAGAGAAUGACAGCAGUUUUGCCAUCCAGCUUUGAUUGUAUUUCCAUCGCAUAGUUCCGAUGACUAAUAUCAUCAAGGAUUUUAGAAAGUUUGAUUAUGUGUAAUUUUUGAACCUAGCUAAUUGAAUUUGUUUGCAAGUGUGCAGGAA